Molecule: messenger RNA, 8324 nt
Organism: Hemibagrus wyckioides
Lineage: Eukaryota; Metazoa; Chordata; Actinopteri; Siluriformes; Bagridae
Product: dedicator of cytokinesis protein 3-like
Exons: 54
Coding region: 699-6836 (2045 amino acids)
Biological process (GO): small GTPase-mediated signal transduction
Cellular component (GO): plasma membrane; cytoplasm
Molecular function (GO): small GTPase binding; guanyl-nucleotide exchange factor activity
Source: RefSeq, a predicted model, not a curated record
AUAUUUUGUGUAGCUCUUCCUGCCAUUAAAUAUGAAGUAAGGACAUUUCUUUUCUUUUUUUUUCCCCCAAUUCUUUCCACCUAUUGAAUUGUGAAGCCUUGUCCCCGGGAAUAUGUUAGAAGGCGUCAUGUGACGGUAGUGAAGAUGGCGCAGCGUAAUCAUAUCUCUCACGUCCCUUCUAAACGAGGAGAGCAAUUUACAGCACGGGACUUCAGGACGCAGAGCUCGUGACAACAACUGGCACGCGACAGGGGUUUUUUAGCGCUUUACAUGUGAUGCAGGACCUAAUAUUGCGAAAUAAAUAAAUUAGCCCAGGCCAGUGGCUCGCUCGCUCCCAGAUACUGCAGCAAAUAACAGCGAAGAUCAGAUUUCCGCUCUUUCUCUGCCUGGAGAGACCUAGGGCUCUGCAUCACACACUGUAGAUGGUUUCUACUUGGUUUUCCUCUUUUUUUUGGUCGUGAGGGCACAAGCUAAGGCGGGUAUGACAGUAUGCGACAUGGAACGGAGAAGAAAUCGUUGUUCGGCUUCCUGUUUUUCUGUAAACAGUUAACAUGUAGUCCUUAGUACAUUUAGUUCUACAUGUAGUGCCUGAGUAACACGCUACAUUGCUCAGCCCUUCAUCUUUGAGCAUCCUCCCACGACACCGGCGGAAUGGAGCUUGCUUUCCAGGCGAAUUAAAAUCAUCUGUUUUUGAAAUAAUGUGGAUUCCAACGGAAGAUGAAAAAUUCGGAGUCGUGAUAGGCAGUUUCCGAAGUUCGGUCAGUCAUUCCCUGGUGCUGGAGCUUGGAGAAACUGUCCAAAUCUUGGAGAAAUGUGAUGGCUGGUACAGAGGCUUUUCUACCAAACGACCAACAGUAAAGGGCAUUUUUCCAGCCAACUAUGUGCACUUAAAGAAAGCAACAGUUACCAACAGGGGGCAGUGUGAGACCGUGGUUCCUCUUGAGGAUCCGAUUAUCACUGAGUGCACCAGCACACUGCAGGAAUGGGGAGUGCUGUGGAAACAGCUUUAUGUGAAGCACAGAGUAGAGCUAUUCCAGAAGCUGCGGCAUGUGAUGAACGAGCUGAUGGACCUGCGGCGUCAACUGAUCCUGGGUCACAUGACUCAGGAGCAGAGCCGCGAGGUCAAGCGCCACAUCACUCUCCGCCUGGACUGGGGCAAUGAACACCUGGGUUUAGACCUAGUACCGAGAAAAGAGUUUGAGAUGGUGGAUCCAGACCAGUUCAGUGUAUCUGACCUCUACAAGAUGCAUGCCUCCAACAAACAUUGUGGUCAGUCAAGUACAGCACAGGGCCAGCGUCAUGGAGAUGGCUAUCGGAUACCAAUUACUCACCACCUCUUUCUCAACCUAAAAAACUUCACCUAUAACAGCAUCAAUGAAGAUGUGGAGGUGUUUUUUAGCCUCUAUGAUGCCCGCGAAAACAAAUGCAUCAGUGAAAGGUUUCUAGUAAAGCUGAACAAAAAUGGGGGGCCACAGAAUCCUGAGAAAGUGGAUAGACUCUGUACUCUUUUUAUGGAUUUGAGCACAAAGGAUCUUAAAAAAGAACUCUAUAUUGUUGCACACGUCAUACGAACUGGUCGUAUGUUACUAAAUGACUCAAAGAAGGGACCCCCACAUGUCCAGUACAGAAGACCCUAUGGCUGUGCUGCCCUGGCCAUGAGUGAUGUCUUUAGCUCCAUCACAGACCCAAAAGAGGAAAAGGACUUUGUGCUAAAAAUCUACACCUGUAACAAUGAAAGUGAGUGGUAUCAGAUCCAUGAGAACAUCAUCCGAAAGUCCAGCACAAAAUACUCAGCCCCAAGCACCAAUUAUGGUCUAAUAGUAUCCCUGCAGCUGUUCCGUGGUGAUCUAGAUGCCUUGCGAAGAGAAAACCAGACACUGUUCAAUGGGGCUGUGACUCUUACACGUAAACUUGGAUUUCCUGAUAUCAUUUUACCAGGAGACAGCCGAAAUGACAUAUAUCUGACCCUUGAGCGUGGCGACUUUGAGAGAGGAGGGAAAAGCGUGCAGAAGAAUAUAGAGGUGACAGUGUACGUACUGUAUGCAGAUGGAGAAACACUAAAAGAUUGCAUUAGUGUGGGCUGCGGAGAGCCAAAUGUUAGUGAGCAUUGCUCCUUUGUCCUGUAUCACAAUAACAGUCCUCGCUGGAGUGAAAGCCUCAAACUGUCCAUUCCUAUUGAGCGCUUUCGUGGCUCACACCUACGCUUUGAGUUCAGACAUUGCUCUACUAAAGAUAAAGGAGAGAAGAAGCUGUUUGGUUUCUCUUUCACUCCACUGAUGAGAGAAGAUGGAACCACCUUAGGGGAUGAGUGCCAUGAGCUUUAUGUGUAUAAGUGUGACGAGAACACAACAUUUACUAAUCAAGGGCUGUAUUUGAGUAUGCCAUGCAGUAAGGCAGACCUAAACACCUGUCCUGCUAUUCCAGCUUCAUUUCCCUUUCAGCGCAGCAACAAGGAGAGUUUUUGCAUCAGCACCAUACUGGUUUCCACUAAGCUCACACAGAAUGUGGAUCUUCUGACUCUGUUAAAAUGGAAAGCGAAUCCUGAAAGAGUUCUGGAUGUCCUAGGCCGUCUACGAGUAAUUAAUGGAGAGGAAAUUGUUAAGUUUCUGCAGGAUGUACUGGAUACACUGUUCUCUCUCCUUGAUGACAACAUUGACAAAUAUGGACCACUUGUAUUCCAGUCACUGGUGUUCAUCAUAAACCUGCUCAGGGAUCCACGUUAUUACCAUUUUCGCCCAGUUAUGGAUGCCUACAUACACAACCAGUUUGCAGGAGCACUGGCCUACAAAGAGCUGAUACGCUGUUUGAAGUGGUAUAUGGAUCGCUCUGCUGAGGUUGUGCGGCAGGACCACAUUCAGGAUGCUAUGAGGGCACUGGAAUACCUGUUCAAGUUUAUUGUUCAGUCUCGGUCUCUGUACUCACGGGCUACAUGCGGCAUGGAAGAGGAGCAGUUUAGAGCCAGCAUUCAUGAACUCUUCCAGUCCAUCCGUUUUCUGCUGAGCCUGGAUGGACGAAAUGCUGAGACACUUGUCUGUACACAGGCCACAUUACUGACUAGUUUUCCAGACAUAUUUGACGAGCUGCUGCAGAUGUUCACGGUGCAGGAGGUGGCUGAGCUGGUGAGAGGGACACUAGCGAGCAUGCCCAGCACUGUGGAUAUUGGCCAGUCCAUGGAUGUGGUUAAGCUCCAGUCAAUUUCACGUACUGUGGACAGCAGGCUUUUCUACUUCCCAGAAUCUCGGAGUAUUUUGCUUCCUGUAGUUCUACAUCACAUUCACCUACAUUUAAGACAGCAGAGAGAGCUGCUGCUGUGUGCCAAAAUCCUGAGCAGCAUCUUCUCUAUCCUUAACACUAGUGCUCAGGAGUCUUUGUGUGUGCAGGAUGAGGUGGAGAUGAUGGUGGAGAGCUUAUUAGAUGUACUCCUGCAAACACUCUUAUCCAUCAUGAGCAAGAGCCAGGCAGUGGAAAACAGCAGAAACCAGCGAUGUCCUCAGUGCACAGCUGAGAUAACGGGCGAGUAUGUGUCCUGUCUCCUGUCCCUAUUGAAAAUGAUGUCUGAGCUGCAUUUCCACCACCUCCUCAACAACUUCCACAGCAAAGAUGAACUGAAGGAGUUUCUACUAAAGAUCUUCUGUGUUUUUCGAAAUCUGAUGAAGCUUGGAGUGUUUCCACGAGACUGGAGUGCUAUGCGACUUCUCACCAGCCAGAUUAUUGUGAUGACAACCCAAUAUCUGACUCCUGCACUCCACAAGAACUUCUCAGAUGCCGACUUUGAUUUUAAGCUUUGGAACUCCUUCUUCAGUUUGGCUGUGCUAUUUAUUAGUCAGCCCAGUCUGCAGCUUGAGUCACUUAGUCAAGUCAAGAGGCAGCGAAUAAUGGACAAAUAUGGAGAUUUGAGAGUGCAGAUGGCAUAUGAGCUGUACAGUAUGUGGCAGAAGCUAGGAGAUAAUAAGCCUCACUUUACCCCUGGGAUGAUGGGUCCAUUCUUGGGAGUAACUCUGGUUCCUCAAGCUGAGGUCAGAAAUGUUAUGGUUCCUAUUUUCCAUGACAUGAUGGACUGGGAGCAGCGUAAGAAUGGCAACUUUAAGCAGGUGGAGGCUGAGUUGAUGGAUAAGUUAGACAGUAUGAUAGCGGAUGGGAAAGGAGAGGAAAACCACAGAGAGCUUUUUGGAUUAUUAACCCAGCUCUUUGGACCAUACCCAAGUCUGUUGGAGAAGAUCGAGCAGGAGACAUGGAGAGAGACAGGGGUGUCUUUCGUCACUUCGGUCACACGCCUCAUAGAGAGGCUUCUGGAUUACAGGGACAGUGUGAGAGGAGAAGAAGCAGAGAGUAAAAAGCUGGGAGCCAACAUCAUGUGCGAGAUAACCAAAGAAGACAUGUACAUCCGCUACAUUCAUAAACUCUGUGAACUCCACCUGCAGGUGCAUAACUACACAGAGGCUGCUUUCACAUUGUUGUUGUACUGGGAGCUGCUACAGUGGUGUGAGCAGCCCCUCCGAGACCUCCUGCAAUACCCUGCUCAAAGUCAGUGGCAGCGCAAAGAAGCUCUCAGCAGAAAGAUCCUGCACUACUUCAACAAGGGCAAGUGUUGGGAGUAUGGGAUUUCUUUGUGCAGAGAACUGGCCCUUCAAUAUGAGAUGUUAUACGAUUACCACAGCCUGAGCUGGAUACGGAAAAUGGAGGCUAGUUUUUACGACAACAUCAUCGAGCAGCAACGUCUGGAACCUGAAUUCUUUAGGAUGGGCUUUUAUGGACGCAAGUUUCCCUUUUUCUUGCGUAAUAAGGAGUUUGUGUGUAGAGGCUAUGAUUACGAGCGCCUAGAGGACUUUCAGCAGAGGAUGCUCACUGAGUUCCCCCAAGCUCUUGUUCUCCAACAUCCAAACCAGCCAGAUGACAGCAUUCAACAGAGUGAUGCACAAUAUCUUCAGAUUUACGCUGUAACGCCAGUGUCAGAACUCUCUGAUGGGCCGAUGAUGGACAGGGUGCCUGAACGAAUCAAGAGCUUCUAUCGCAUUAACAACGUCUCACGGUUCUACUACGAUCGGCCCUUACACAAGGGACCCAAAGACAGAGAAAAUGAGUUCAGGAGCUUGUGGAUAGAGAGAACCACUCUGGUUUUGUGCCGUCCUUUGCCGGGUAUUUCACGCUGGUUUGAAGUGGAGAGAAGGGAGGUGGUGGAGGUUAGUCCCCUGGAGAACGCCAUAUAUGUUGUAGAGAAUAAGAACCAGGAGCUUCGUUCUCUGAUCAGCCAGUACCAGCAGCGGCAUCACCACAACAAUGUCAAUCUGCUUAGCAUGUCUCUUAAUGGCACAAUCGAUGCUGCUGUGAAUGGAGGGAUAGCACGCUAUCAGGAGGCAUUUUUUGAUAAAGACUACAUCACUGGUCACCCAGAAGAAAUGGAAAGAAUCAACCAGCUGAAGGAACUGAUGCAGGAACAGGUUCACGUUCUGGGAGUUGGCCUAGCCGUCCAUGAGAAGCUGGUGCAUCCAGAAAUGCGUCCCCUUCACAAAAAGCUGGUGGAUCAGUUCCAUGUGAUGAGGAGUGGUUUGUCUCAUGGAGUUACUGCACUUGACAGGGUCUGUCCUUCAGGUAUGAGGAUCCUCCCUCCAAGUCCAGAAAGUAACCGGAUAAUUCACAGACACAGUCCCUUGGGCUCACUUCGUCUUCCCUCAUCACACCCCUCCACCAGUGAGGGUGGGCCUUUGAUGAUUUUGACAGAUGGACUGAUGGACCAACAAGAUGAUUCUCCGCUCAUGCAGCCGAGCCCCUCAUCCUCAAGCCUCAGCUCCAUUCGUUCCUCUUCCUCACAGAUGAUAAACUCCGCCCCUUCUAGUGCAAGAGGAUCUCCUUCUCUGUCUGAUAAGAAUAAGAAUUCCCGUGAACUGCUGAUGUUGCUUCCUCCUCACAGAGAGAGACCUAGCGCUAUUUAUUAUGGCAACAAUGAAAACGGACAGAUGAACAACCUUCAGCGCUCUGUGCUCCAACAGCACAGCCCCUGCAAACCUUGUUCUGAUCCCCACCCAGGCCUCACUGAUAGAGGUGCUCCUGCAGUCCCCAACAACUGGAACCUGGAUGCUGAAGCUGGAUCAUACAUGCAGAACCCGGGUACACUUACAAUGCCCCAUGGCUCUUCUCGUACCUUUCCACAAGGUCACUUCUUGAUGCACUUUGACGCAUUUCAACAGCAUAUGAGUGAGGCUCCACCAUCUUUGCCUGCACGCUCACUUAGAAAGUCUCCUCUUCAGCCUAUCCCAGGCUCUCCCACCAGCCCUGUGUCAGUUUUGGGUGGCAGUAACUCCACACUGUCAGGUAGCGCCAGCAGUGGCGUCUCGUCCUUAAGUGAGAGUGUGCACAGCCACGCCGAGACACCGAGCCGUAAUGAAAAUGUCAUGCUGAACCGCCAAGACAAUCCCAUAGAAACUGCUCAACUUCAUUACUGGAGCCCUGAUGAUCACCUGAGUUCUCACUAUCCGCAUGUGCACUUCAGUGGAGUGCCUGAACACAUGCCCUACUCCUCAGCCCCCAAGCACGCUCAGUACGGUCAAGGUCACUAUGGAGCCUACAGUGCAGACAGCGAGCCUGUGGAGCCCCAGCGGCUGUGCCAUCUGUGCCCGGCAGGUUUCAGUGCCAUACAUGAGCAGUAUCAUCACCACCAUCACCACCUGCAUGGCUCAUUACGCCGAGCCGGAACUCCGACUGCGCCACCUAAACCUGCGCAGAGAGAGGAGGAGGGGACAGCACCACAUCCGGUUCCCCUCCCUCGCCGAAUAUUUCCUCCUCACCGUGCCACCUGGGAGCAGGGCAUCAGAGAGGAGCAAGAGGAGAACGCCGGAUGAAGACAAAGGAAGCCAAUGGAAGAGGGUGGUUGUAAAGGAAAAGUUCAUCUCAAGUGCUACAAUCUUCAACCAUGUGUUAAGCUGAACUGCAUGUGCGGGUUAUCCUGGUGUCAGGAGGCUUUGUGUUAAUGUUUCAUCCUUAUAGUUUACAUGACAGCAGCCUCUAGACCAGGACUUGCCUUGCACCUCAGACUCUAGAGACCAUCAGACCAUGCUUCAGCUUGCAGUAUAUGCUUACAAAUCAUACUCUGGUGUUAAAAAUGUCUGUGAGCAUGGUUUUUGUACCAUUUUAAAAGAAAAUCUAUAUUUUGUGAGUAUAGUGAAGAUAUAAUAUAGACAAUCCCUGUAGUCUCCUUGCUUAGUGUGGUCUUCUAAAGUGAUGAAAAGAAGAGGCCUUCCUCCUCAAGUGCAAUGCUUCUAAAUGACAGCACACCCCAGUUUGUGUAAUCAUUCUCUCAGACCAUUCUAAAUAGAUUCUAAAUAUUUCAGAAAACGUUUUUGUCUGUACUUUACAAAUAGCAUGGUCUAGCAGAUGAAGUCCUAACCACAGACGAAAAUAUGCCAUGGACUCUAGCUAGUAAUUGCAAGAAAAAUAAUUUCUUAGCUUUCAGGAAUUUUUUUUUUUUUUUAAUGAAAUGCUCCUUAAUCCCAUGUGUGUACCAAAAAUCUUUUCUUCCCAUAGUCCUGGUAGAUAAAUCCAACUACUUAGUGUGGUUGUAAAUAGUGUACGCUCUUAUAUUGGCUACACAAGCACACAGACCUCUCAUAAAUAACUUCAUUCAGGAAGUUUUUGAAUAUGUCUUAUUAUUUGUAAAGCUUACCAACUAGAACUCAAUACCUCUCAUAAUAAUGUGGCACACAGACUGCUGAUGUGGCACAGACUUACUCUGAAUUGUAAUCUAGAUGGCUUUAGAUUUUAUAUUGAUUGAACUGUAGGGAUUUAACAUGUCUGGCCUAUUCAACAAGGAUGGUAAAUGCUACCUUAAUUUACUUUUUUCUGAUUUAAUUCUUUCACAAUCUGUUGACUUGUAAACAAAUUAUGUGUUAUUUUUACAAAGUCACUGGAAAGAUCCCCCUCUGGUGCAGCCCUAUUACUAAUCAACAGGUACAGAAGCUCAGGUGCGUUUUUGAGUAUUAGAUGCUAAUGAGCACGGUGGCUACAGGGAAACCACACCAAAAACGUACAAUACACACUAUUACAAUGUACAUUCAGUCACUGUACAUACAUAAGAAAACAGCCUGGCGAUACAUGCUUUUGAAUAAUCACACUCUCAAAGCUAUUGUGUCUGUUUCAUGUACAUAAUCCAGAAGUGACAUAUGAAGAUUAUUGGAAUUUCAUAUUUAUACUGGGCAAAUUACAAUAGCUUGUGAUUGUCUCAUUUGUUCUAGACUUGAGAUAUUAAGUCUGAGAAAAAAAAAAUCAUUUAUACUCUUUUCAAUGUGCCCUCUUGUACAUAUCGUGAAUGCAUGAAUAAACAGUGUUAUGAA